CAAAUAAGAAGUUAAUUUAAUUAAAUAUGGUUGAUAUAAAGGCAAUAAAAGCCCAAAUACGAUCUGUUCUGCUCAGUCUUGGAAAGACUGCCACAGAACAGGAAUUUCGGAAGGCAUACUAUGAAAUUGAAGGAGCAAACUUUAAUGAAGUACUUAGAGAACUUAAAAUAAACUUUCACGACUUGUUUUUGAGAAUUCCGGAUGUUGGCAAGAUAGUGUAUGCUUAUAAUCAGGUCUUUAUCCAAAGAGUAUCAAAUGAAGCAACUGCACACAUGGAAAAUCUUACAGUUAACAAGUAUUCUAAAAACUUUCGUGGACCAAAGCUUGUAACUAAAAGUGGUGCAAUAAAAGGACGACCAAUGACACAUUCAUUAAGCAUUAAAGCACCUGAUUACAUGCCAUAUCCAAUGAAUACAGCUCCUCCGGUUCCUUUUCGACAAAAUCGAUCAUAUGGAUAUGAAAAACCAGUUCAGAACAAUUUCAACAUGAGAGUUACAACUGGAACCAAUAAUUAUAAUCGAAAUGUCCAGUGCUAUUAUUCCAAAACUGCAAGUUCGUCUUACAACAGGCCAGCAGUUUCAUCUUCAAUGGCAAUGAGUUCAAAUCAGUCAUAUAAAAAGCCAGUUUCAUCUUCAAUAAACUCAAAUCAGGUAUUUAAUAGACCUGUGGCUUCAUCAGGAAUGUCGACGAGCUCAAAUCAUUCAUCUAGCUUUGCAAACAUUUCAAACACAUCGACCAGAAAAGAUUUAUACGCACAAAUUACAGAUAAAGUCAAAAAUACGCAGCAAACAUCCAGCACAGCUAGCAAUUCUGGAAUGCUUUCAAAAACUACUAGAAUGCCAUCACCACCAAGUGAUAUAAGCAGCAUAUCCUCAAUUGAUAGCGAAUCGAUUGGGAUUGCUGAAGAUUUUAAAGACGCUAAUCUAAAUAUAUCGAGUGUCAAGAGUGAAUAUGAAGAUGCAUUAGAAGAGACAUUAACGACAUCUCCAAAGGCUCCCGCAGAACCGCUAAGAAUUGCACCGAUGGCUUCAACAACAAAAUUUACUCCAAAACCUUCAGUCACGAGCUUAUUGAGAUCCAGUAAACAGGAAGAAGUCGCAGAUUUGACGAAAUUGCAAGAAUUAGCUGAUCAAGUUGGAACGCUUAAAUUAAAUGAUACAAACAUCAGGUCGAGUCCUUUAAUGGCUAGGCAACGCUUAAGGUCAAUGAGAAUUUUCAGAGAAGCUUUAAAUGAUCUUAAUAUUCAAACUAAUCAAGACAAAACAUCACAAGGCACAGCAUCAGUAUUUGACAUAAAAGAUAUUAUUACACUACCAGAUCCAAUUCAAAAUGAAGAGGAACUGUUCUUCUUCAUAAAAGUCACUGAUGUUGCAUCGCCUGGAAAAUUUGUCUUUCAAUUUUCAUUUGAAAAGCUUAAACAGCUCAGCAGCAGCAUGAAUAAAUUCUAUAACAAUUUACAUGACCUUAAAACGUAUCAAGUUAAGGAUUUUGUUAAUGACAAUAUUGUCGCUAUUCGUAAAAAUGAUUUGUGGUAUCGUGGACAAAUUAUAUCAUUUAAUGAGACUGAAGCUAACAUCCAGUUAGUUGAUUCGAUGAAAAUUAAGCCGCACAAAGUUUUAUGCAAAAAUAUUUUCCAUCUUCAUCAAAAAUUCACAACAGAAUCACCAAAAUCAGCAUUCGGAAAGCUUCAUGGAUUGAAGGCAAUUGAUGGAGAAUGGAAUAUGCUUAGUACAGCAAAAUUGGACUCAAUUCAUGACCAAUUAUUAUUGGCUACAGUCAAAAACAUUGAUGAUGGAGUUUUUUCUCUGUCUAUCAUAGCUGAAACAAGGAAUUUUAUACGGUUAAGUGACAUGAUUAUUGAGAAUAAUCUUGCUGGUAUAGAACUUGAAGAUUUGGCAACUGAAGCUGUUUUUCGAUCUUUAGUAUAAUGGAAGUUUUAUACGACUUUUAUUUUUCGUUAAAUUUAAUAUUUUUUUACCUUAAUCUACAGAAGUAAUGAAAAGACUUAUGAAAAUUAAUAAUCUUAGAAGAAUUGGAAGGAUUUAUAAUAAAUAGAGGAUUUGAAAACCGUUUUCAAAAGAAACUGUCAACAAUUAUUUGACAUUUAUUGGUAAGACUGUAC
Molecule: messenger RNA, 2122 nt
Organism: Chironomus riparius
Lineage: Eukaryota; Metazoa; Arthropoda; Insecta; Diptera; Chironomidae
Source: the annotation of a GenBank genome assembly